AUGGCAGACUCCAAACCACCGGGCGCGAGCGACAUGCUCAACGGCGCCCAACAGCAGGCGAAGACGCCCCAGGAAAUCGCCAAAGAACACAACCUCCUUCCCAAACUCCUCCCGAACCUCGACCGGCAUCUAGUCUUCCCUCUCCUCAACUUCCAGGAGGAAGAGACGCCCGAGGAUGAAGACACGACCGAGAUCACGCAGCUCAAAUAUGGCCUACUCAAACAGACGAACAUGAGCGACUUCGUUGGCGACCUCUACGCUCAGCUCAACAACCUCUCAGAACGGCCACAAGAGUUUGCGAAAAAGCGCGAGGAUGUGCUGAACCAACGGCAGCAGUAUGAAGAGCAGACCGAGAAGAUUCAAGGCCUGCUGUCUGAUGCAGAUGUCAUCGGCAACCUCCGCGCAGACAAAGUCAGCAACAUGAACUACCUGAAGGAGACCCACGGCGUGACCCCCGAAAUGGUGGACGGACUGUACGCAUACGGCCAGUUCCAGUAUAGCUGUGGAGACUACAACAGCGCUGCAGAGUUACUAUACCAGUUCCGCAUCCUCAGCACCGACAACGACAAAGUCAAUGGCGCCACAUGGGGCAAGCUCGCUAGCGACAUCCUGACCACCAACUGGGAGAGCGCCAUGGAGGAAGUGGCCAAGAUCAAGGAGAGCAUCGACACGAGACUGUUUAACAACCCGCUCGCUCAGCUGCAACACCGCACUUGGCUACUCCACUGGUCACUGUUCCCAUUCUUCAACUACGAGCAAGCCCGCGAUACUCUGACGGAAAUGUUCUUCUCUCCCGCCUACAUCAACACUAUCCAGACGUCGUGUCCAUGGAUCCUUCGCUAUCUGGCUGCGGCUGUUAUCACCAACCGUAACCGACCGGGUGGCAAGAACAGCUACGCCCUCGGCAACUACCAGAGGCAGCUGAAAGAUUUGGUGAGGAUCGUGAGGCAGGAGCAGUACGAGUACAACGAUCCCGUCACUGGCUUCAUCAAGGCACUGUACGUCGACUUCGACUUUGAGGAAGCGCAGAAGCGUCUUUCGGAAGCCGACGAAAUCCUGCGCUCCGACUUCUUCCUUGUCGCCGCCUCUGAUAAUUUCCUCGAUGCCGCUCGCCAUCUGAUCUCCGAGAGCUACUGCAAGAUCCACCAACGGAUUGACAUCAAGGACCUCUCCCUCCGCCUCGGCCUCAGCGCAGAAGAAGGCGAGAAGUGGAUCGUUAACUUGAUCAGAGAUACCCGAGUAGACGCCAAGAUCGACUACAAGGCCGGCACUGUUUUGAUGAAUCACCCGCCGCAGAGCGUGUACCAGCAGGUCAUUGAGCGGACAAAGGGUGGUUUCUUCAGGACACAGGUACUGAGUGCUGCGGUGGCGAAGUAA
This is a messenger RNA of Saxophila tyrrhenica, 1377 nucleotides long. It is a transcript of the gene INT6, whose product is annotated as eukaryotic translation initiation factor 3 subunit E. The transcript has 2 exons. Gene Ontology annotation, biological process: translational initiation. Lineage: Eukaryota; Fungi; Ascomycota; Dothideomycetes; Mycosphaerellales; Extremaceae. The coding region runs from base 1 to 1377 and encodes 458 amino acids. Gene Ontology annotation, cellular component: eukaryotic translation initiation factor 3 complex; nucleus; cytoplasm. The record is from RefSeq and is a predicted model, not a curated record. Gene Ontology annotation, molecular function: translation initiation factor activity.